This is a messenger RNA of Impatiens glandulifera, 1811 nucleotides long. RefSeq names its product beta-glucuronosyltransferase GlcAT14B-like. Gene Ontology annotation, molecular function: glucuronosyltransferase activity. Lineage: Eukaryota; Viridiplantae; Streptophyta; Magnoliopsida; Ericales; Balsaminaceae. Gene Ontology annotation, cellular component: membrane. The record is from RefSeq and is a predicted model, not a curated record. The transcript has 4 exons. The coding region runs from base 256 to 1590 and encodes 444 amino acids.
CUUCUGUCUCAUUUUGCCCUAAAUUUUCUCAUCAUGUCCAACGAAUGAUUCUCACAACAGCGAUUCUUCAACUCAGCUAUAAAAGCUUCGUUUUUUGCACUAGGGUCUGCUCCAAUUCGGGGAAUAAAGGUGAUUCUUCAGCUUAUCUAGUCGAAUCAUUCAGGGUGGGUUGGUGGGUGGUUGGAUUGAAUCAUCAUCGUCUUCUUCCUUCAAAUCAUAGUAUAUUUUCCAUGCCGGAGAGCUAGCAGUUAGUUAAUGGGCAUGAGGAAAGCUGUUAAUGGUCAUUCCGCAAGGAUAUUCAGUGAUAGGAAAUGGAUUCUUCCAUUUUUCGCCAGUAUUCUCAUUUCAAUUACUCUGUUUACUGCUGUUCUUCAUGGGUUGUAUUCGUCUUCUUAUUAUAUUGGGGAUGAUCAACUUCACUAUGAUCUCAUUAAUCCAGAUUCAGGAUUCCAUGAAUCUAGCUCUAGUGGGUACUUUGUGGAAUCAGAUAUUUGGAAAUCUUUUAACUCUUCUUCUUCUGAUUCGAAAGAUGUUGCUCCUAGAUUUGCUUAUCUGAUAUCAGGGACAAAAGGUGAUAGUCAGAGAAUGAUGAGAACUUUGCAGGCUGUUUAUCAUCCGAGAAAUCAAUAUGUUCUGCACAUGGAUCUUGAAGCUCCAGCUCGUGAAAGAUUGAAUCUGACUAUGUUGGUGAAGAAUGAUCCUACUUUUCGUGAGGUUGAGAAUGUUAGAGUUAUGGCACAGUCUAAUUUGGUGACUUAUAAAGGUCCAACAAUGGUGGCUUGUACUUUGCAAGCAAUUGCAAUUUUGUUGAAGGAGAGUUCGGAUUGGGAUUGGUUCAUAAACCUUAGUGCUUCAGAUUAUCCUCUUGUUACUCAAGAUGAUCUUCUUUAUGUUUUCUCCAACUUAUCCAGAAACCUGAAUUUCAUAGAACAUGAAUAUAUCCGCGGAUGGAAAUUGACACAACGAGCUAAACCGAUCAUGGUUGACCCGGGUCUAUAUUUAUCGAAAAAAUCUAACCUUGCACUAACUACUCAACGUCGUUCUCUACCCACUUCCUUCAAGUUAUUUACGGGUUCGGCUUGGGUGAUGCUAACUCGAUCGUUUGUCGAAUACUGUAUUUUGGGAUGGGACAAUCUUCCGAGAACAAUCCUAAUGUAUUACGCAAACUUCAUUUCCUCUCCCGAGGGUUAUUUUCACACGGUUAUCUGCAAUAAUGACGAAUUCAAGAAAACCGCGAUCAGCCAUGAUCUACACUACAUUGCUUGGGACAAUCCUCCAAAACAACAUCCACUUUCUUUAACCAUGAAAGAGUUUGAUAAAAUGGUGAACAGCAGUGCCCCAUUUGCUCGUAAGUUUCCUAAGAAUGAUCCUGUUCUCGAUAAGAUUGAUAAAGAGCUUUUAGGUCGUAAGGAUAGGUUUUCAAAUGGAGCUUGGUGUAUCGGAAAUGGAGAAGGUGGAUUGGAUCCUUGUUCCGAAAGAGGCGAUGAUUCUGUGUUUAGGCCUGGAUUGGGCGCGGAAAGAUUACAAAAGUUGAUGAAUCAGUUGUUAUCUGAUGAUUUUAAUAAAUUGCAGUGCCAGACUCCAACGUAAAAUUGUUGGGUUUUUUUGUUUGAGAUGAUGAUUGUUCUUGUUUGUCAUAGAUUGAAAUGUUCUAAUGGUGAGUUUUGGGGGGUAGUAUAGGAUUUAUAUUGAAGUUUUCUAGGUAGCUAAUACUUCUGUGUAUAUUUUGAUGUAAUGAUAGAUUAAGAUGUUCAUAUACAUACACAUUUCUUCUUCAUCUUCUUUAUAUAAAAGUUUCAUAUUUGAGCUUA